AUGGCAGCAUCUACUCCCUUAGCAUUUGCGGUCCGACGAUGCGAACCUGAAUUGGUUGCCCCAGCUAAAGCCACUCCUCAUGAACUCAGACAGCUUUCUGAUAUUGAUCGCCAAUUAUACCUCCAAUUCCAAUCACCGAAUUACAACUUGUAUGCACACAAUCCCUCAAUGCAAGGGAAAGAUCCCGUGAAGGUAAUAAAAGAGGCGAUUGCACAAACACUUGUUUAUUAUUACCCUUUUGCUGGUAGGAUUAGACAAGGGCCAGACAAUAAGCUUAUAGUUGAAUGUACUGGGGAGGGUGUUUUGUUCAUCGAAGCCGAUGCUGAUGCUACAGUUGAGCAGUUUGGUGAUCCAAUCCCAUCUCCAUUCCCUUGCUUUGAAGAACUUCUAUACAACGUCCCAGGAUCUGCAGGGAUCCACAAUACCCCAUUAUUGUGUUUUCAG
Molecule: messenger RNA, 444 nt
Organism: Populus euphratica (Euphrates poplar)
Lineage: Eukaryota; Viridiplantae; Streptophyta; Magnoliopsida; Malpighiales; Salicaceae
Product: benzyl alcohol O-benzoyltransferase-like
Exons: 1
Source: RefSeq, a predicted model, not a curated record